Molecule: messenger RNA, 1942 nt
Organism: Corythoichthys intestinalis (scribbled pipefish)
Lineage: Eukaryota; Metazoa; Chordata; Actinopteri; Syngnathiformes; Syngnathidae
Gene: tbcc
Product: tubulin folding cofactor C
Exons: 3
Coding region: 154-1179 (341 amino acids)
Biological process (GO): post-chaperonin tubulin folding pathway; tubulin complex assembly
Cellular component (GO): cytoplasm
Molecular function (GO): tubulin binding
Source: RefSeq, a predicted model, not a curated record
UUUCAGGGACGGUGCUCACUAGGCAUCCUUAAAACCAUUAAUCCUUUAUAGGGAACGUAAGGAAAUGCCGCCGUGUUCAGCAGGUGGCGCUGGACGCUACCAUCAAAACAACAGUGCGAAGAAGAAUAGCUGACGUCAUCUUCAGGCGACAACAUGGAGGCAGCCGAUGAAGUGGUUGAGCUGGACGACCAGGAGAGCCGAAACGGUGCUUUUAAAAUGAAGGAGCGGCUACAGAAGCGACAUAAAGAGAGGCUAGAGGACGCCGAGCGGCGAAAAGAAGCCAAAGAGAACCUCUCGGUGGCCAGUGAGAGCGUCGAAUACUUUCUCAGCACGUUCAACGACCAGCGCUCUGCAAUCGAGGAGCUACUGUGCGGUUGUUUGGACGCUGAUCAAAAGGCGGCGGCUCGGAGGCUUGAGGAAGCUUCGAGUAAAACGGUACAGUUGCAAAAGUUCCUCAACGACAGCAUAAUGUUUUUGACUACGCACGACCGGCGGAAAGCCCAGGUGGCCAUCGAGAAGCUGCAGACGUCCCUUAACGAGACGAGAGAGAAAGUGCUUCCCAAGAAAAAAUUCGGCUUCCGGGGUCGCACGAAAGCCUCCUCGGCCACUGUGGAGGAAUCUGCGGUCGCUCCACCUGUAGAUCCCGGUAUUACACAAGUGGAUGGAGAUCCAGCUAUUGCACAAUGCGGCUUUUCUAACAUGAGCGACAUGGUCCUUGUAAAGACGGCAGAAGAGAUCCAGAAAGAAGACGUGCACUUGUCCCAUUUGUCCAACUGCAAAGUGCGGUUGUACGGUUCGCCCAGCACGUUGCACCUGAAGCACAUCGACCGCUGCGAGAUCCUCUGCGGGCCCGUGGCCACCUCUGUCUUUGUGGACUUUUGUGAGAGCAGCACCCUAGUUCUAGCAUGCCAGCAGCUGCGCACCCACAACACUCAAGACACCUGCGUCUACCUGCACGUCACUAGCCGCGCCAUCGUGGAGGAUUGUCGCGGCAUCAGCUUCGCGCCAUACUCCUGGUCCUAUCCCAACCUGGAGGAGGACCUCCGCGUAGCCGGACUGGACCCGGAGCGAAACAACUGGGACCAGGUGGAUGACUUCAAUUGGCUUGCCGCGGGGACGCCUUCGCCCAACUGGACAGUUAUUCCGGAAGAGGACCGUAAAACUACCUGGGAUGCUUAAAAUCCCCUCCGUGCCUUGAAAUCACAACUUUACUGUGAUCUGUUAGUGCUUUGGUGUUGGAAUGUAUUAAAAAACAAAACUCCUGUAAUAAAACACGUGAUUAUUUAAUAAACUGAAUGAAUGCGUAACCUGAAUUACUUUUGGGGGGUCUUAUUUUAAAGUAGAAAUUUUGAAAGUUAUAGCUUCAUUUCAAAAUGAUGAACUAGUGUGGUAUUCAAAGGACGGACAACACCAAGUAUAAAUGGGCAGUAUUUAAGUAUGCAAAUAGUGAACUUCUUAGACAUAAUAAACACAAAAUUACACCGCUUAUGAGUACAGCUGUGCCAUAUGUGAUACCCAUGCAUGUAAGCACUGAUAGACUUGAACGCACACAGGUGACUGGCAUAAUGGGUAAUACUGGUGUAUGAGGGAGGGCAGGCAAUCUGGGGUACUUGUAUUUAUUUUGCUAAAGAACUAAUGGCAUUGAUAAAAUGUCUGCCUGUUUUCUCCACUAUUACAUAUCAAAAAAUGAAAUUGUUUUUUCAAUUUGGAUUCUUUCCACUAAGAUGCACUUGAUGAAGGUGUCUUACUUAAAUUGUAAAUAUAUAUAUUUUUAAUGACAGUGUACUUCAGUACAUAUAAAUUAGGUUAUUUAUAGCUACAAGUAUUCAAUGAUUGAAUAAACUAUUUCUCAUAUAACGUGAUUAUGAUUCACUGUGCAUGUUUGCCCAUACCAUUGCAUAGAAAAAUGUUGGUCAUUGUUUUCCAAAGUAAAAUCUGUUUU